Messenger RNA from Sphaeroforma arctica JP610, 856 nucleotides. RefSeq lists its product as hypothetical. The transcript has 3 exons. The record is from RefSeq and is a predicted model, not a curated record. Bases 23 to 304 code for a protein of 93 amino acids. NCBI's taxonomy places the organism in Eukaryota, Ichthyosporea, Ichthyophonida.
UCGGUCUCAUCAGAAUAGCAACAUGCCAAAGACCAGUUCGGGAGCUGAGAAACGAGCGGCCGAUGCCGCCGCAGUUGCAGCGACAGAUAAAUCAAAGUUUGACCAGCCACCCCAGAAGAAACACAAAAAGGACACUCGACUGUAUUUGGAUAUGACAGUGACUCCGCUGUUGUUUGAGGCGCUCACAGAGCUAGCUGAAAUCAGGCCGGACGAUCCCGUACAGUAUCUGGCACAAUAUCUACUAGACAACAAACAUCGUGUGCUAAGACCCAAUGGCGAGGAUGAUGAGACGGGCAACAAAUAAUAGAGAUACAUACACUUGAGUAUAUGACAUGCCUAUCUCUAUAUAUAGAUCUGCGCCUACAUCUGGGCGUAUAGAUGGCAAUGUAUAUACACGUGUACACAGUUUUACAGCAAUGUUCGCUAUACAAACGCAGGCUGCCCGAUGUCUGUCGCGGCUCCCGCCCGAUCCCCAGCACGAGAAUGACAUAACUAACAACCUCUUCUGUUAAAUAAGUGGAGCGGCUUUUCCGAAUCCCUGACAAUAUGUUACCGACAACCUCCGCGCAUACUACGUACCGUAGUAAUCGGGCAGCACUUAUUGAGCGUAGGCGAUACCCUACAACCACAUGCAAUGGUAUAGUGAUUAGUAUACGCAUGAUACAAACGGUUGAGCAAAGUGAUUGGCUCUUGGGGCGUGCGCUUAUCCUGCAUGCUUGAGGUAUCUGAACAUAUGCGCCUUCACGUCGCAUGCAAGGAAAGUAUAUGAGUUUUCGCCACACACUUCGGGUCCGCUAUUGCCGAUGCACCAGGUUCAUCUUCUAGCUCCUCCGUUGUUUCGGUCACAUGUGCAUGG